CCAGCACCACCAGAGCUAACCCAAACCAGCUCGACUUCUACGUUUUCUUGGAUGAGCUAGUCUCAGAUGUAAUCGUUGCCGCUGCCAUAUUUCAUCCCAAACUCUAGCGCAUUUCAUCACCGACCACCCUCGUCUGGCGCUCUCUCUCUGACUCUUCCUUCCACCCCCAUCCAUCAUCCCCAGCGGCAAUAUAAACCCACUUGUUAUCCCUCCUCCUUCUAGUCGAUAUGGCCCCGCGUCAAGCAAACCGAAACAUCCAAAAAGUUGGGCGCCAACGCUCGGUGCCAAAACACGAAACCAUGGCAUCAGAGACUUCGGAUGUCAGUAUCCAAGUCGAGAUCAUCGUCUCCAAGCAAACUCUUGUGCCCAAGCCAGCAUGUCAAUCACUCACCCGCCCAGCUCAUGUCGUUCAUUGUGCGUAUCUAGAGAAGGCAAUUCUAUCUUGGGUGCAAUGCCAUAUUGGUUCUAAUGCAAGUCCCGCCAUCGUGAGGACAGCAAGUGCUACUCCAAUCCCUAUUCCUGCAUCUGCGCCUGGUGACAGAGAGCUGCUAUUUGAGCUCGUUUCGUCGACUAAGAGGCCCGUCCCAGUGGGCGAAGUAGAGCUACUUGUCUGUGUCAAGGGGUUUGGAGUGUUGGAGGCUUCUGAAGGAGUUGAUGUACUGGAAGAAGAAGUUGUUGUACCAGAGGAAGUAGUCGUUGUACUUGAAUAUGAAGCACUUGAGGAGCUCUGCGUCGAGGAUGUUGAGGGUGUUGAUAUGGAGGAGGAAGCAGCAGCUUGGUUGAGGUUACACCUGACCAAGCUAUCAGUCUGAUUGAAGUUGGAGGGACACUAAAUAUUCAAGUUAGCACUUCUUCAACUCCUGGCCGUUGAG
This is a messenger RNA of Mollisia scopiformis, 872 nucleotides long. RefSeq lists its product as uncharacterized. NCBI's taxonomy places the organism in Eukaryota, Fungi, Ascomycota, Leotiomycetes, Helotiales, Mollisiaceae. The coding region runs from base 228 to 812 and encodes 194 amino acids. The record is from RefSeq and is a predicted model, not a curated record. The transcript is spliced from 4 exons.